Charadrius vociferus (killdeer) is the source of this 1349-nucleotide messenger RNA. RefSeq names its product ISL LIM homeobox 1 (gene ISL1). Gene Ontology annotation, molecular function: cis-regulatory region sequence-specific DNA binding; DNA-binding transcription factor activity, RNA polymerase II-specific. Bases 1 to 1008 code for a protein of 335 amino acids. The record is from RefSeq and is a predicted model, not a curated record. Gene Ontology annotation, biological process: axonogenesis; neuron fate specification; positive regulation of transcription by RNA polymerase II. The transcript is spliced from 7 exons. Lineage: Eukaryota; Metazoa; Chordata; Aves; Charadriiformes; Charadriidae. Gene Ontology annotation, cellular component: nucleus.
AUGGGAGACAUGGGAGACCCACCAAAAAAAAAAUGCCUGAUUUCCCUAUGUGUUGGUUGCAACAAUCAAAUUCACGAUCAGUAUAUUCUGAGGGUUUCUCCGGAUUUCAAAUGGCAUGCGGCGUGUUUGAAGUGUGCAGAGUGUAAUCAAUAUUUGGACAAGACCUGUACGUGCUUUGUUAGGGAUGGCAAAACCAACUGUAAAAGAGAUUAUAUCAGGUACGCCACUUACAUUCCCGCAGCCUGCGCCCCUCCUGCUGCCACCGCGCACCGGGCGCGGGAGUCGUGUCCCCCCGCCCCGCCUCGUCCACCCCUCCGAUCCCGGGGCAGCCAGGACCGUCAGUCGGAGAGGGACGAGCCGCUGCAGGGAGCAGGGCUGCGGCCGAGCACAGAGCCCUCUGCCUCCGCAGCGUGUGGAAAAGCUGUUCUAAGCACCGCAGAACCUAUCUCUGCCAGACAGCCGGCUCUGCGACCCCACGUCCACAAGCAGCCCGAGAAGACCACCCGAGUCCGGACGGUCCUUAAUGAAAAACAGCUUCACACCUUGAGGACCUGCUACGCUGCCAACCCCAGACCUGACGCCCUCAUGAAAGAGCAACUGGUAGAAAUGACUGGCCUCAGCCCGAGGGUCAUCAGGGUUUGGUUUCAAAACAAGCGGUGCAAGGACAAAAAACGGAGCAUUAUGAUGAAGCAACUUCAGCAGAUUCAGCACAGCAAACUGUCCAAUAUCCAGGGGAUGACAGGAACUCCGAUGGUGGCUGCUAGUCCGGAGAGACAUGACGGUGGUUUACAGGCGAACCCGGUGGAGGUGCAGAGUUACCAGCCGCCCUGGAAAGUACUGAGUGACUUCGCACUGCAGAGUGACAUAGACCAACCUGCUUUUCAGCAACUAGUUAAUUUUUCAGAAGGAGGACCCGGUUCCAAUUCUACUGGAAGUGAAGUAGCAUCAAUGUCCUCUCAGCUGCCAGAUACACCCAACAGCAUGGUAGCCAGUCCUAUUGAGGCAUGAGGAACAUUCAUUCAGAUUUCUGUUGUUCUUGUUUCUGUCCUUACCCCCACCCCUGCUGGAGAGAGUGGGAAAGUGAUCACGUUGGAACUCCGAAAUUUAGGGGGAAAAAGUAUUUAACAACCCUGUAAUGAACCUAGCAAGGAACCACUCCAUGAAACGACCGGAGUCAUGUUUGAAACGACAAGGUAAUAUGGUAGCAACACUGUGAAGGCAAUCAUGGGAUCUUACUAGAAUAAACACUAAAAAAAAAAAAAAAAAAAAGAAACCCCGCGCUAUUCAAUGAUCAGAGGAGGAUCGAAAAAAGACGUUUUCAAAACGUUAAGGAUUUGUACUCUGGAUCU